Messenger RNA from Patella vulgata (common limpet), 399 nucleotides. RefSeq lists its product as uncharacterized. NCBI's taxonomy places the organism in Eukaryota, Metazoa, Mollusca, Gastropoda, Patellidae. The record is from RefSeq and is a predicted model, not a curated record. The coding region runs from base 1 to 399 and encodes 132 amino acids. The transcript has 5 exons.
AUGCAACGAGUUUCAGAGGGCUAUAAUCCCAUUCAUACCUCUGAAGUAGACAUGCUUGCCUAUCUUGAUUUACUUAUAGAAAAUGGGAAAUCGUAUAGUGUGAUUAAUACACAUAAAUCUAUGUUGAUUCAAACACUCAAAUUAUUCAAUAACUCUUGGUGUGAAAACCCCAGUUUGGGAUUAAAAUUAUUAACUUAUAAACUUGUGGCUUUAUUAGCUUUGUCUAAUGCUCCGAGAUCACAAACUCUUGUAGCAUUGAAACUUUCUAACAUGAAUAUUCUAAAAGAUAAGGUUGUUACAACUAGUACUGUUGCUAGGUGGUUGAAAGAUGUCUUAGCUGCAUCUGGUAUUGAUGAUAAAUUUAAGGUCCAUUCAUUUAGAUCAGCAUCAGUAUUUUAG